GCUCGACGGCCUCUGUCCUUCACGAGACCACGUCUUCCGAGUUCCUACCCGCCUGACCACCUCCACGCUGCGGUGCCGCCACACGACCACCGGACCACGCCUGCACCCUUCGCAGUUCGCCCAGUUCGGAAUGGAUUCUUCAAACCUUCCACCGCUUCUAGAAGAACCCUCUGAGGGAAUCCAACAUCAUGAUGCUACCGCAGAUGACAAAGUCCCAUCCGCUUUCUCUUCCGUUCCAGCUCGUCCUCCCUCUCAGUCUUCCUCACAAAAAUUUGAACUUUUAGAUUGGUCUGACUACUUUGACAGGGAAGAGGACAUACAAAUCUCAGACUCCAAUGAUGUCUUUCAUGUGUACUUGGCAGGGACUGAAGGGCCAGUUGUUUUCUGCUUACAUGGCGGCGGCUAUUCUGGACUAUCGUUUUCAUUAGCUGCAAGAAAGAUUAAGGAGAAAUGUAAGGUAGUAGCCAUGGACUUGAGGGGACACGGGAAGUCAUCCACAGAGAAUGAAGUUGAUUUAUCUAUUGAGACAUUAUGUAGUGACGUGGUGGCUGUUUGUAAGAUGAUGUAUGGAGAUUCUCCACCUGCAAUUGUGCUGGUUGGCCACAGUAUGGGAGGUGCCAUUGCUGUUCAUGUUGCUGCAAAAAAAGCUCUAUCUACUUUGGCUGGGCUAAUUGUUGUGGAUGUUGUUGAGGGGACAGCAAUGGCCUCGUUGAUUCAUAUGCAGAAGAUCUUAUCAAACAGAAUGCAGCAUUUCUCAACCCUUGAAAAAGCGAUUGAAUGGAGUGUGAAAGGUGGCACCCUAAGAAAUAUCGACUCUGCUCGCAUAUCAGUGCCUAGCACAUUGAUAUAUGAUGAUUCAAAGAAAUGUUACACAUAUCGAGCAAGACUAGAAGAAACUGAACAAUACUGGAGAGGCUGGUAUGAAGGUCUCUCUGAUGUUUUUUUGUCAAGUCCUGUACCUAAGCUCUUGCUUUUAGCUGGGACAGACAGAUUGGACAGGAUUUGGAUUCGGGGAGGAUGAUUGGCAGUGCUAAGCAAAGUGGUGGACUCUAUCUUCUGGAACAUUCACCACAUUUACCAAAUUCUACCAACAAGACAACUUCCAAUCUCUUACAAUAGGUCAAAUGCAAGGGAAGUUUCAAAUGGUGGUUGUCCGACAUACAGGCCAUGCUAUACAGGAAGAUGCACCUGACGAAUUUGCCGACUUGAUACUUAAUUUUAUUUCUCGCAAUCGGAUAGGCCAGCAGGGAGUUGAGAUACCAGGCAUUCGAAGCUGGUCGAGAAAGCAAAACCUUGAAAUCUGAAAUCAUAUACAUAAACAGGAUUACAGUCGCUUCUUGAAGUACGAUAUAGUUUGCUCAGGAUAACAUUCCAUUAUUUGGAAGCUCUGAAGAUCCCAUAUACGUUUUUGUAAAUUGGAACAUCUCCACUUCUAGCAAUCCUUUUCACGGUUAUAAGUGAACGAGUUAAUUACCUAAGUAGGAGUUCAAAAAGUUCUCAUAGGAGUUCAAUGUUUAAUUUGAGUAAAAGGGGAGGAGCCAAGGGGGUUAGAGUGGUUAGCCGACCCCGCUUUAAGUUUAAGAACGUAGAGCUCUGAGAUACCUUGGAUUUGAUAUAUUAUGGGUCCCGUAACUCAUUACGAGUAAAAAGUUACUACUUCUGGAUUGUAUUCUUAAAUUUAAAAAUAAAACACCUUAUUCAGUCAUUAGUUGUGCGAAAAUUCUGAUACAUUACAUAUAUAUCAAUACAUUAACCGAAAAAUGCUCAUUAAACUACCAUUUAUCUCAGCUACAUAUGAAACAUUUAACUCAAAUAUUGUAUAAUAAUUAUCCAUCAUUUUGAUACUGUAUAUUAUUAAAUGCCGACC
Cuscuta epithymum is the source of this 1867-nucleotide messenger RNA. Lineage: Eukaryota; Viridiplantae; Streptophyta; Magnoliopsida; Solanales; Convolvulaceae. The record is from the annotation of a GenBank genome assembly.